GGGCUCCGGUGGCCCCGCCCCGAGUUCCCGGAAGCGGCCUCGGGGCUGGGUCCCGGUGCGUCGUUGGCUGCCCGCCGCCCCCAGCGCCCUCGGGGCGGGGACCCCGGGGCCAUGGCGCGCGGCCUCCGGAGCUGGCUGGGUGGCUGCCUGCUGGUGACAGCAUUAGGAAUGGUGCCUCCUCCUGAAAACGUCAGAAUGAAUUCCGUUAAUUUCAAGAACAUUCUGGAAUGGGAGUCGCCUGCUUUUCCCAAUGGGACGCUGACUUUCACAGCUCAGUACUUCAGUUACAGGAAGUUCCAGGACAGGUGCGUGGGCACCGCCGCCACGGAGUGUGACUUCUCAGAGCUCUCCAAGUACGGCGACCACACCCUGCGCGUCCGGGCCGAGCUCGGGGACGAGCACUCCGACUGGGUGAACGUCACCUUCUGUCCCAUCGAUGACACCGCUAUCGGACCUCCUGGCGUGCAAGUGGAGGCACUUGCUAAUUCCUUACACAUACGUUUCUUGGCCCCGAGAAUUGAGAAUGAACAUGAGACGUGGACCAUGAAGAACAUUUAUAGCGCGUGGCUUUAUCACAUGCAAUAUUGGAAGAACGGCUCGGACACCACGUAUCCAGUGACUUGUCAGCAUGACUUCGAGGUCCUCAGGAACCUGGAGCCGUGGACCACCUACUGUGUUCAAGUCCGGGGCUUUCUUCCCGAUCGGAACAAAACCGGGCAGUGGAGCGAGCCCGUCUGCGAGGGAACCAUCAGCGACGUUCCUGAGCCGCCCCCAGCACACCCGGCUCCUGCUCCUCUCCUUCCCGCCCUCGGACCAGAACGAGGUUUUCGACAAACUGAGUGUCGUCACCGAAGUCGAAGUCUCGGAAAGCAGCCAGCAGCCCCCAGGGGACAGCGGCGGCCUCGGGACCUCGUCGGGGCAGGGCCGGCCCUCCAGCUAGUCCCUGGGGAGGGGUACACCCCACUUCUCAGCGCUGCCUCUGAGGGCGACCAGCAACGAGGCCGGGACCCCAGCCCGGGACUCAGACGCUGGGCCAGGUCCGGAGCCUCGAACCCAAGCCUGGGUUUACCUGCCAAUGGCCACUCGGCCCGAGGACUCCUCGCAGGGGGCCCGGCUGCUCACAGAGGCCCCGGUGAGUAAGCAGUCGCCACAGGGGCCGUGCUGCUCAGCCUCUCUGCUCACUGACAUAGGAACACGCCUCAGUUGUGAGAAAGAAAAGCACUGGCCUGAGGGAUAAGAGCGGAUCCUGUAAGAUCCGACCGACCGACCGACCGCCCACAGGCCAUCGGGAAACGGUUCUGGACAGCGCGGACUCGGGGUGCCUCCUCGGGGUCCUGUUCCUCCUGUUCUGCGUGGGGCCGGCGCUCCAAUAAAGUUCUCUCUGGUCCCCACGUGCUCACGAAGCCACACCGCAGAGCUGUCACCUGCAUGAGGCUCUUGCGGGCCUUCUUUGUUACUAUUAUUAUUAUUAUUAUUAUUUUGGUUAUUCCUCAUCAUUUUCCCAUUGAUUUUGAUCUUA
This is a messenger RNA of Myotis myotis, 1519 nucleotides long. It is a transcript of the gene IL10RB, whose product is annotated as interleukin 10 receptor subunit beta. The record is from RefSeq and is a predicted model, not a curated record. Gene Ontology annotation, molecular function: interleukin-10 receptor activity; protein binding. NCBI's taxonomy places the organism in Eukaryota, Metazoa, Chordata, Mammalia, Chiroptera, Vespertilionidae. The transcript is spliced from 6 exons. Bases 112 to 1140 code for a protein of 342 amino acids.